GCUGGAUUCGUUUGAUGGAUAAUACGUGUGGGUCCGUCCGCUUGUCCAAAGAACCAAGACCUCCGUCUCUGUCAUGUCUGUAAUGAUGCAAGUAUGCAGGUCAUAAUUACACACCGAGAAGGCAAGGCAGACAAGGCAAGGUAAGGCGAGAGGUCAGAGGGGUCGGUCGGUCGGUCGGUUGAGUAAAAUACACAGAGAGCAUCGUGAUGAGGAUGAUGACGUAUGGCGAAUUCACAGACACACAGACGGAUAGACAGAGAGAGAGACAGAAAGACAGACGGACAGACGGACAGACAGACGGACAGACGGACAGGCAGGCUGCAAAGCCUCAUCCGGAGAGCGGCCGCCCCCACGGAUGGGUGGAUGGAUGGAUGCCAGAAACAAACGAGUGACAGCAGCACAACAGCAGGUAUAUCAAAUACGUCAGCCCCUCUCGGCCAUGCCACUCACCUGACCUUUCCGUAACCUGUUCGCAAUGUACAUGCAUUGAAUGGGCAUCGAUCCCAUUCUCUGCGUGUACGCCACCAGCAGGAAACGGCAAGGAACAGCUGACAUGGCUGGCAACAAGGAGCACUAGCGGGACACACCACACCACACCACCAUAACUGCACAAAAAGUGAAUUCUCACUCUCAUCGAUUCAUGGAUCGUCCACUGGUCGCCACGCCACUAGUCAAAUAAGCCAUCCAUCCAUCCGUUUGCACCAUCAUGAUGCAGGAAGGGAAGGCAUGCACUAAGCUCACGUAAGCAAAGAAAGCACCCAUCCAUCCAUCCACACCCUUUCACAUGGCCACAGCAGCAGCAUCGAAUGGUACAAGCCAGCCAGCCAGCCAACCACCCUCACCCACUACGUACCCACCCCGCCACACACAUACAGUCCACAUACAGAUCGUUUCCAACGUGCACCGCGCCCAAGCACCGUCAGGUCUUCUGUCCGAAGUUGACAGGACUGUCGUUGGGCACAGACACAGACGGGCUCGCAUCCUCGGCGGCAGCACCAGGAUGCUGCUGCCGUCCCAUCCCCCUCUCGCCCACCCCAUUGCACGCCGGCUGCGUGUGGGCCCCAUCCGUCACAUUCACACCCACACCACCCUCGCUCCCGCCGCGCCUCCACUGUGUUGGUGUGUCGGUGUUGUCAUUCUCGCUCUGCGCCGGCCUGUGUGCGUGUGCGGUUGUGGCGGGGCUGGGUGCGGGGAAGUCCUCACCGACAGACAUGUUGGAUGGGGGAGGGGCCUUGGAUGGGCCUGAGGGGGCGGGGGCGGGGGCGCUGCUGCUGGUGGUGUCGGUGUUGGUGUUGGUGUGGUUGUGGGUGCUGUCUGAGGAUGACGGGCGCCGCCCUGACCUCUCGGCCUCUGCAAGGGACAUCCGGAUGGCCUGCUGGAUCAAGGCGCACUCCUGCACACACACACGGACACACACGACAGCAGGUCAACUCAUUGAUUGAUGGCGCUUCUUAUGCGGGUGUGCGCGUGUGUGCAGACGAACGGACCUCUUCAUCGUCCACGGCAAAGUCUGGCGUGAGGAUGGAGUGGCCGGCAUUCUGACAACCAUACCACACACGUAGUGCCACGGCUAUUGCGUUUUCCCUCUCCGCUAACGUCUCUUUCGAAAUGGAAGGUCUGCUGCGGCGGCUGCAUCUCGUGACGGUGCGGAGGGCGGUCGCGAGCUGACAACCACAGGGCAUGAACGUGUGUGUGUGUGUGUGUGUAUGUGUGUGUUGUGAUGGCUUACGCGGCGAUGGCUGCGUCUGGGCUCUCUUGGGAGAGACCCCGGAGACUGCCCCCGCGGCCAACAAACGACUCAUAUCCACACCCUGCAGACCAGACACGCAGAAGACACACAGAAGGGCAGACAGCGGCCCUUGAUGGCUCUCUCGCCUUGUGCCGGCAUAUAUACCUACCUGUGUUUCAGUGAGGUUCUGUGCGGGCGACCGGCCGCCCCUCCUGUCGCGGGAGGGAAUCAUCGAACACUGCACUCACACACACACACGUGUCGAGGAAUCCCGCGUGGUUCGUGUGUGUGUGUGUGUGUGUGUGUGUGACCUGUAGUGUGGUGUGGAAGAAGAACAUGAUGCUGUUAUUGAGGAACUGGGGGCGGGCCGAGUUGUGGUCGCCCUCACAUAUCACCAUGUUCUGUGGAAGCAAGCACAUGAGUGUGUGGCCGCAUAUGUGUGUGUAUGUGGGUGGGUUUGUGUGACUGACUUUGUCUCCUGAGUAUCUGUCGUGCAGGUCUUUGGUGUGGUGUGGCUGGAUGAACUGGUCGCCCUCGCCUGCGAUGAACAGCGCUGCAACCAAACCUCGCACAGAAACACACGUGCGUGUGCGUGUGUGUGUGUGUGGCCAGUGGUGACGUCUGUUCUGUGCAGGUCCAUGCCCACACCUGGUAUGAAAGUCUUGUCGACAUGGUUGAUGGGCGUCAGCUUGUCGAUGUCAAACGCUGCCUUGCUGGAUAUCGUCAUGCGAAUCUGACACACACACACACACACACCAGGUGUGUGCGCGCUUCUGUGUGUCCGUCAGUCAGUGGUUUGCUUACGAAUGCCAUAGCGGUGCCGAUGAGCCACUUGGGCAUCUUCCACUUGACGUAGGUGUCACACAACUCCUCAGCCAACAACCUGACGACACACACAGCACAAAACACGGCACAGCCACACACUGGUGGAUGUGUGUGUGUGUGUGUGUGUGUACCUGAGGCUGGCGAAGGGCGAGUCGAGGACCAUGCCGCCGAUAGAUGGGUCUCGGUCGCCGUGCAGCAGAGCCGUCACUGCCAGCCAGCCAAUACACACAUGUCAUCAUGUGUGUCAAUUAACGGCUGGCAGCACCCACCGCAUCACUCACUGCGGUGGGUGUGUAUGUGGGUGUGCCUAUUGCCUUUCCUAACCUGCGCCCAUGGACCUGCCCCACAGCCCGAUGCAGGUGGUGCGAUUCGACUCCCGCAGAUACGAUACCACCUGACCGACCGGCCGGUCGAUACAGAUCGAUGCACACCGACACACACACACAUGCUCGAUGGCACCACGUCCUGCGAUGGGUAGCGUACCGCAGCGACGUCGUCCCUCUCCCAGUAUCCGAGGGAGAUGUACUCGCCCUCCGACUGCCCCGAGCCCGAAAAGUCAAACGCGAAGACCGUUAUGUGGUUGGGCAGCAACACGCUCAGGCUCGUCACUGACACAUACACAUACACACAAUACAGUGCGCACACGCGUGUGCGGCUGUAAGUGGAUCAGGUCAGCAGCAGGGGUGCGGUGUGGUGGUGUGGUGUGCUUACGCGCUUCGAGCCUGGAUGAGCAGUUGCCGUGGAGGUAGAUCACACACGGCAGCUUCUCGGCUGGACGCUCCCUGCCAGGCAGGCAGGCAGGCAGGUAGGCACAACACACACACAACACACAUACACGUGUGAGUGUGUGUGUGUGUGCCUCUGCGGGCGUGUAUCUCUCUCUCUCUGCUUAUCAUACUCUUGCACAGGUUCGAAAUGGCUGCAUUUGAGCGUCAGGCCCCGGGAGCCCUUCAGGUUGAUAUCUGCACACACACACAGAUGAUGCCAGAUGGAUGGAUGGAUGGAUGGCGCUGUGUGCCCCUGUGUGUGUGUGUGCGCGCCUGUUCGCUGAUAGUUGUAGUCCCCGAUAGUGAAGACCGUCGGGCCAAGAUCCUCCACCUGCAGCACACCAACAGACAGGGAGAGGGAGGGAGGGGGGAGGGAGCGACUGCCGAGUCACGCCGAGGACGACAAACUGAUAUCGUACUGAAAUGCGCGACCUGGUAGUUGUCCCUGGGCGGCCGGAUGAUGGCCUUCCACAACUCAGCAUAGUGCUCCGACCACUGACACACGCAUCACACGAACACCAUUCUCAGCUUCGUUCGCCACCCACGCAAAGGCGCAGGCGGCUCGGCUGCUCUCUCACCCUGGAGAACAUGGCCGCUGGCAGGGCUGCCCUUCCUCCCACACAGGCAGAGACCUUACUGAGGCGCUGGUCUCCUCUCUGGCUUCUGCACCGACGACUGCUGGCGAUGACGUGUUGCUCUGAAGGUGAUCAGGAGGUCCCUCCUCUCAGUGCUGGCGCAUUGAUGGCGUCACGCAUCUCUCAACAAACCUCCAACUCUACUCAAACACAACGCGGUGACGAUGCGAGCUGAUUUUCGG
This is a messenger RNA of Vitrella brassicaformis, 4138 nucleotides long. Lineage: Eukaryota; Vitrellaceae. The record is from the annotation of a GenBank genome assembly.